Cantharellus anzutake is the source of this 714-nucleotide messenger RNA. RefSeq lists its product as uncharacterized. The transcript has 2 exons. Lineage: Eukaryota; Fungi; Basidiomycota; Agaricomycetes; Cantharellales; Hydnaceae. Bases 1 to 714 code for a protein of 237 amino acids. The record is from RefSeq and is a predicted model, not a curated record.
AUGAAGUUCUUCCACAACUUCCUUGCCUCGCUUCUCUUCUUCCUCAUAAGCAUCAACUCGACCUCUGCCAUCAUAACCAACGUCAUAAUUCCCCAGGGCGUCCUUCACGGUCACAAAUUCACCCUCAAGUUUCUCACCGAGAAGAGCAUAGACAAUACUGUUCAGUACUACGUUAUAUUUGGACUACACCCUGGAACGAACCCGGUCGUCGGCGGGAAUAUUGGCGAACUCGUCUUGACCAGUCCUCACAGCGAUUUGGUUGAGGGUGGACACUCCGUCACUGGGCAUGGAAGUUUUAAGGUGGACGUUAUGUUGCCGAGUAACUUGAAGAUCAAGGGGAAGAAGGAAAUUUUUGGGUUGACGGUGACUAUUUUCCAAACCUUCUUCACGCUGUCAUAUCCAUGCAUACCCAAUCCCGACCUGACUCCCAGACCUCCUUCUUCAUCACCUCCGGAGUCCUACCCUACCGCUGUCCAUUCCGAUAUUCACCUUCGGUCCUGGCACCACACCUCCUCUCACCUCCUCUCACCUCCCAUGCCACCUCCACUCCUCUGUCCCUCUCCUGUCCUAUCUCCAUCUGCUCUGAUACCCACCUCAGACCAAACACCACCCCUCUUGCCACCCUCCUACUACUCCUCCUCCCACUCCUCUGCUUCCUCCCCACAACACCUCCACCCUUCCAUCACCCUCCUACUCUUCUCCCGUCUGCUCUGA